Rubroshorea leprosula is the source of this 984-nucleotide messenger RNA. The record is from the annotation of a GenBank genome assembly. Lineage: Eukaryota; Viridiplantae; Streptophyta; Magnoliopsida; Malvales; Dipterocarpaceae.
GGUGGCUAAAUUCCAAGCCAGCUGCAAACCCUAUUAGUGUGUUCAUCUAGUGUGAAGGCAAAGAUGGAGGAGGUGGAGGCGGAGGCAGAGGCGGAGCUGGAAGCGGAGACAAAGGUGGAGCCAGAGCCGGAGUCAAAGGUGGGAUCGAGAUCGGAGGUUAUGAGAGGUGACUUUAGGGGAUCGUGUCUUAAACUAUUUUAAAUUGGCAUUUUCUUACUUUAAAUUGAUUGAAGCAAAGGCUGGGAGGAUAUGUUAGUUUCCAUGGGUGCUAAUGUUAUGGGAUUAGUUUCCUUAAAUUUGAUAUGUUAAAUGGUGUUGAUUUUAUUUUCUUUUUUCCAUAUUUAUCAUUUAUUGAAAUUUUCCUACUCUGUUUUUUCUUUUUCAGCAAAAGAGCAAAUAUAAUGCCUUUGACUAGAAUGAUGUAAUUUGGAAUUUACAACUAAAAGUUGAGUGUUUGAAUAAGGAAGUGGGGGAACUUGAAAGAGAUAAAUUUAUUGAUGUUGAGAAAGCUAAUGAGAAGCUAAUGGAUCGUGUAAGGUUUGAAUGGAAGAAUCAAGUUGGAAAGCUGCAAAUGAAUUUCUCAAUUGUGCUUGUGCUUGUAAAUUCAAAAUUUAGUUUAUAGCAUUUGGUAGAGUUAUGUUAUGGACGUUAGAAAAUGCCAUGAAUUUCAAACUUUAGAUUCUUUGUCUUCUUUUGCUAUGUAUGAAUCAUGAACAAUGUAUGUAAUAUUUUCAACUUUUGACAAUGAAAAGCAGAUGUAAUUAUUUUACAAUUGAACUCCAGGUUUUGGUCUUUUUAUUUUUGGUUCAAACUCCAGAUUCUUUGUCUUGUUUUUAUUUGAGCAAAAUCCAUCGAGGUUCUGUUUUCUUCUUAUGUAUACAUAUACAAAUGUAUCCAAUUUCUUGUCUUCCUUUUUAUUUGAGCCAUCCAGGUUCUAUUCUCUUUUUAUUUAUAUACAUAUACAAAUAUAUCCAAGUUCCUAUC